Molecule: messenger RNA, 451 nt
Organism: Cyanistes caeruleus (blue tit)
Lineage: Eukaryota; Metazoa; Chordata; Aves; Passeriformes; Paridae
Source: RefSeq, a predicted model, not a curated record
UUUUGGGGUGUUCACUGGCUUUUCCAGGGUCUGAAUUUCAGCGGAGCUGACCUUUCCCGCCUGGAUCUUCGCUACAUCAACUUCAAGAUGGCCAAUCUGAGCCGCUGCAACCUGGCCCACGCCAACCUGUGCUGUGCCAACCUGGAGAGAGCUGACCUCUCUGGAUCCGUGCUGGAUUGUGCAAACCUGCAGGGGGUGAAGAUGUUGUGUUCCAACGCAGAAGGAGCAUCCCUGAAAGGCUGCAACUUUGAAGAUCCCUCAGGCAUUAAAGCUAAUUUGGAAGGUGCCAACCUGAAGGGUGUGGACAUGGAGGGCAGUCAGAUGACAGGGAUUAACCUCCGAGUGGCCACGCUGAAAAACGCCAAACUAAAGAACUGCAACCUCAGAGGAGCCACGCUGGCAGGGACUGACUUGGAGGUGAGUUAGCAUUCAUUUCCUGUACAUAUUUUAU